GGCCCUUAGUAGGAAGGAGUGAAGAGAGUCGGGAAUAUUCGAUAGAAGUAAGUACGAACCAAACACGACUCUGGAGACUUUCUGAGGGAAGAGAGAGAGAAGUAGAAGAAAGAUGGGAGAGGAGAGAGAUGAUCCACAGAAGCUGAAGAAGAUAGCGGCGGCUGCCUACGACUACGAAAACGACUCCAGAUGGGCCGAUUACUGGUCCAACAUCCUCAUCCCUCCCAACAUGGCCUCCCGCUCCGACGUCGUCGACCACUACAAGCGCAAGUUUUACCAGCGUUACAUCGAUCCUGAUCUCGUGGUGGAGUCAAUGUCUUCAAGUGGUUCAUCCCAGUUUGCAAAACCAUCAGUGUCUUCGUCAGCCUCUUCAACUCGUGCAAAUGACCAAACUCGGUCGCAGAACACAGGGCCUACAAAUAGAAACUCUGGGACAUCGGCAACUUCAAGUCCAAGUACUUCUGUCCGUUGGGAUCGACAAACCAUACAGUUUUCUGUCAAUGCUUGGGUUUUUAUUGUGGCAGUCCUUGCACUCAUUCCUCUUGUACCAACGAACAUUUCAAAUAGGGCAUAUAGGCUUUCUUUAAUGGGCAGUGCUUGUUCCUCUCUCUUCUCUCUAUAUACGUUAUAUGGGAAACCUAGGGCAUGGAAGUUGCAGGCAUUGCAAGUGUACUUCCAAUCAAUAAUUGCGACCAAAGAUUUUAUGUACUUCAUCUACUGCCUUACAUUUGUUACUUCGCAUCUUUGCCUCAAAUUUGCUUUAAUUCCCAUUUUAUCUCGAGCAAUUGAGCAGGUUGCCAAAUUUUUAAGGCAUAAUUUCAGUCGCUUCACCUUGUACAGGAAAUACCUUGAAGUUCCUUGUGUAUGGGUGGAGUCCAAUACAACUACUCUCAGUAUUCUGUCGUCACAUACUGAAGUUGUGCUUGGCUUCCUUCUUAUAACCUCAUUAGUCUCGUGGCAACGCAACAUAAUACAAACAUUCAUGUACUGGCAGCUACUGAAGCUAAUGUAUCAUGUCCCUGUCACCGCUGGCUACCAUCAAGCUGUGUGGGCUAAGAUUGGGAGGACUGUGAAUCCACUUAUCAAUCGUUAUGCCCCAUUCUUGAACACUGCAAUUUCCGGCGCUCAGAGAUGGUGGUUCAGGUAGAUGUCUCAGGAUGUAGAGAGAAGAAACUUACUCUGCGUGUGGCCUAAUUUGAUCGUCUUGGGACGAGAUAACUAGUAUAACAUGUAUUAAGCAACCAUCUUGAAUAUGGGUGGUCAAACAUUGCCACUUUUAUUUCUGUAUUUUGUUUGUUUUCUUUUCUUUAGAAUUGUGCUAGACAAUUUUCUUACUACCGUCCACCAUAUCAGUUGCAAGUCUAUUUUUCCAUUGAUCGAGUUUAUAGAAAUGAUAAGAUUGUGAAAA
Messenger RNA from Tripterygium wilfordii, 1408 nucleotides. RefSeq lists its product as uncharacterized. The record is from RefSeq and is a predicted model, not a curated record. Gene Ontology annotation, cellular component: endoplasmic reticulum; membrane. Gene Ontology annotation, biological process: endoplasmic reticulum tubular network organization; membrane organization. The transcript is spliced from 9 exons. Lineage: Eukaryota; Viridiplantae; Streptophyta; Magnoliopsida; Celastrales; Celastraceae. The coding region runs from base 113 to 1147 and encodes 344 amino acids.